CAACAAUCAAAUUGUGUGGACUGUCGAUUGUGAUUGCGAUAAAUAAGUGAUGAAACCAUGAAAUGAUUGAAAAAUGUGUCAUAUCAAAGUCUUGAGAAGGAGGUUUUCUCAACUAAUCAGUGUCGACGUUUCGUAUAAGAGUGACUAAUUGCGUUCAUUCUAUUGUUAAUCGAGAAUAUUGUUUCCAAGUGCUAGCCUUAGCAACAAGUAGUCGAACAAUGACAUUACUCAAGACAAAAACGUUGUUUUACAAUGCAUUUAUUACAAUAAUUUUUAUAAAUAAUAUUUCCUCGGCGUCUUCACUGCAGUGUAAAGGAGAAAAUAAUCAAGAUGUUGAUUGGUAUAUUUUAUACAAAAUUCCAAAAAUACUGAAUAGUAGCGAUCCCUUAAUCAGAGAAGGGGUUGCAUACUUAUAUAUGGAUAGUGAAAGUUUUACAAAUGGUUGGACUUUAUCGCAUCAAGAUAUUACCUCAAACAAUUCUAUUCCAGCAUACACUCUUGCUCCACUUUAUAAAGAUAGGGAUGCUAAUAAUUUAAUAUGGUUGUUAUACAAUGACCAACCUCCUAAUCAACCAGCAACUCUGAAUAAUGGACACACAAAAGGUGCAAUAAUUGCAAAUGAGAAAAGUGGUUUUUGGCUAAUACACAGUGUACCAAAUUUUCCACCACAACCAAAUACUGGAGAAAAAGUGCAAAGUGUUAGAAGUAGCAAAUCUGAAGAUGACAAGGAUGUCGAAAAAUCAAACGUUGUGGUACCAACUGGUGGUUAUGCAUAUCCUUCAUCUGGGAAACAAAAUGGUCAAAGUUUUUUGUGCAUCUCAACUAAUGACCUUAAUUUUGAUAUCAUUGGCAAACAGUUAAUGUACAAUCAAAUCAUUGUUUAUCGAAGAAAUAUACCUGAAAAUUUAUCUAACAAAUAUAGUAUUCUUGCUAAGGCAGCUCAACAAACUCAUGUCAAGAAAGCACCAUUCAACAAUAAAGAAAGUAUAUAUUCUACAAGUAGGAUGGAAUUCAUGACCUUUGCUAAGAGCAGUAAAUGGGGCAAAGAUUUAUACGAUGACUUUGUAGCACCACAAUUAGGAAUUGACAUGUAUGCUGAGACAUGGCUCAAUGGACGUGGAAGAUUACCUUCUGAAUGUAAUCAUACAAGAGUUUUGAAUGUGCAUUCUAUAUCUUUGACAGAGGCUAAAGUUCAUUUCAAAAGUUCUCAUGAUCAUUCUAAAUGGGCUGUAGCUAUUGAUGGAAAACAAAAAGCAACAUGGGUGUGUGUUGGUGACAUAAAUAGAGCUAAAACACAAUUUGACAGAGGUGGUGGAACUGUAUGUUUCAAUUCACCUGAAGUUUGGAAGAACUAUAAAAACUCAAUUGAUGACGUGGAACCUUGUCCAAAAACUAAUUCAAAAGAUUUUAUGUCUAGGUUGAGGUCUUGGCUGUAUUUUUAGUGCAAUAUAAAGAGUAUAUGCUUGAUACUUUGAUUACUGGUAAUAGUAUUAUUUUUUAUAUUGUGUACAUCUUUCUUUGAUACGCAUUUUAAAUAAUAAAAAUAUUCUUCAAAGUUAUCAAAUAAUUUUAUAAUAAAAUUAACUUUAUUGUAAAAUGG
Molecule: messenger RNA, 1600 nt
Organism: Phymastichus coffea
Lineage: Eukaryota; Metazoa; Arthropoda; Insecta; Hymenoptera; Eulophidae
Gene: DNaseII
Product: plancitoxin-1
Exons: 6
Coding region: 219-1442 (407 amino acids)
Biological process (GO): apoptotic DNA fragmentation
Molecular function (GO): deoxyribonuclease II activity
Source: RefSeq, a predicted model, not a curated record